CUGUCAUCAAUUAUUGUUCAGACCAAAUCUUUUGCAUCAAACCAAAAUGAAGGGAGUGCAGCGGUUCAACAGCUUCGCCAAGAGCUGGAAGCAGCAUAUCAGCAAAAUGAGAACUACACGAGGGAAAGAGAUAGUUUGCUUGCUGAAAUUGAUAAGCUCACGGCGAAGAUUGAGAGCGGCUCUCAGUCUUCUAAAGAAGUCGGAGAACGGCUUUCAGUGUCACAGGCUGAAAUAGCUCAAAUGAAUGAAGAGAAAGCUUUAUUGGAACAGCAACUGCAGGAUGUAUUGACUGAAAAAACAGUGCUUCAAGAAUCAAGAAAAGCACUUGAGAUUGAGAUGGAUUCCAUGCGUGACAAGUAUGAAAAUGAGCUGAAACAGAUUCAGUCGCAAUUAGCUUCACAACCUGGUCCAUCUACUGAUAUAUCGCAACAG
Molecule: messenger RNA, 432 nt
Organism: Cylicostephanus goldi
Lineage: Eukaryota; Metazoa; Nematoda; Chromadorea; Rhabditida; Strongylidae
Source: the annotation of a GenBank genome assembly